This is a messenger RNA of Ruditapes philippinarum (Manila clam), 1686 nucleotides long. Its product is annotated as MORN repeat-containing protein 3-like. Lineage: Eukaryota; Metazoa; Mollusca; Bivalvia; Venerida; Veneridae. Bases 1 to 453 code for a protein of 150 amino acids. The record is from RefSeq and is a predicted model, not a curated record. The transcript is spliced from 4 exons.
AUGGAUCUCAAAGGAGGUAAAGGAACAUACAAAUGGAAGGAGACUGGCACAAUCUAUGAUGGAGAUUGGAAGAAAGGAAAAAGAAAUGGUUUUGGUACAUACAGUAGACCUGACACCAAAAAGAAAGGAGCAUUUGUUAAAGAAUAUUCUGGUGGCUGGAAAAAUGACAUGAGACAUGUACAAAUUUCUCUCCUUACAGCAAAUGAAAACAGAUACGAGGGUUCAUGGCGUGAUGAUAAAAAGAACGGACCUGGGAAAUUUUAUUACCUCACCCAUGGACAAUUGUAUGAAGGUGUUUGGGUAGAUGAUAUAGCCAAUUGUGGUACCAUGAAAGAUUUUGACAGAAACAGUGCCCCAGAACCCACACAGUACCCUAUACCAAAGGUGGAAUUAGCUAGUACAGAAGCCGUGUUACAGGAAAGUGAAGAACAAUUUUUACAUGAUCAAGAGUAGUUUUAAUAUCCGAAAUAAUAUUAAUUUGUUAUUGCAAUUAUUUUCAUUUAUUUCUCAUACUGGUUACUGACUUUGUGUUAAUUUUGAAUUUAGCGAAAUUAAUAAUUAAAAAAGUAAUCAGGUUUUUAUUGUAAUUUAUUAUGUUACAUUUAAAUUUAAUAAAUUGUUUUAUCUUGCGAAUGAACUUUUGAUUUAGGAUUUAAAAUUUGACAUCAGACAAAUAUUGAUAGAGCUGUAAGACAAAAAAAUAUGGGCAUCUUUCAUGAUUCAGAAAAAAGCAAGAAAAAACAAAAGAUUGUAAAUAUUUCAAAUUGUUAUUUUACAAAUUCACUUUCUUAUUAAAGGUCUAAACAAAAAUUCUGAAAUAUUAACCAUGAAAAGCAGCAUUAAAGCUUCAAUAUUUUUUAUAAUAAAGAAUAAUUUAAAUGGGUUCUGACUGUAUCAGUGAGAAUUGCUUUACAUUAAAUCAUUAAUUUACUGCCAAAAUACUUCAUAAAUUUGCUUCUAUAAAGUAUAAUUUUGUUUUUAAAAAGUUUUCAGUUCCAAUAUAUUGGUACAUUAUUUUAGGUUUGUUAAAUUAGAGUCUCUAGAAUAAUGUGUACAUUUGUGUAUAAAUUCUUUUCUCGAGUUACAUGUAAUAAAUAAAAGUACAUUCUAACAACCUGGGACACACUUUUAAGUGUUUGAAACAUUUGACAUGAAAAGUAUGUUAGUGAAGUGAAUGAAUACUUACAUAAAGGUGUUAUUGUGUCAAAUAAUUCUGUUUAUUUUUUACUCAUAUAACUAAUUCAUAUAAAAUCCAUGUAUAUUGAUUUUAUUGAAAAUAACAUUUUUUUAAGUAAUACAAUUACAUAAUUGUUGUUAAAAAAGAGAUAUACAUGUAGUUUUAAAUAGUUAUCUACAUGAAUAUCCAAGGGUAAAUGAGCAUUUUAUAGAAAUCAUGGUACACAGUCUAUGUAUUUAAUAGUACAUGUACCUAUAUCAGACUGGUAUCUAUAAAAAAAAUUGUAAGUUAUUUGAAAUACAAUCUUUUUUACAACUACUUACAUUUCGGGCUUUUGAUAUAAAUUAUCGUGUUCCUUCUCAGAUGUAUACUAGUAUAUGUUUAUUGGAAAGAGAGAAAUAUAAAUGAUUAUUGUUUAGUGAUAAAAUAUUAUCAUUAUAUGUGUUGUUACCAUUUAUAUGUGCAAAAAAUAAAAUAAAUAUUGCACUGAAAUAAAAGGUAAACAGUUA